Molecule: messenger RNA, 1296 nt
Organism: Gracilinanus agilis (Agile Gracile Mouse Opossum)
Lineage: Eukaryota; Metazoa; Chordata; Mammalia; Didelphimorphia; Didelphidae
Gene: DDI2
Product: DNA damage inducible 1 homolog 2
Exons: 10
Coding region: 1-1197 (398 amino acids)
Biological process (GO): proteolysis
Molecular function (GO): aspartic-type endopeptidase activity; protein binding
Source: RefSeq, a predicted model, not a curated record
AUGCUGCUCACGGUGUACUGUGUGCGGAGGGACCUCUCCGAGGUCACCUUCUCCCUGCAGGUCGACGCCGAUUUCGAGCUGCACAACUUCCGCGCGCUCUGCGAGCUCGAGUCCGGCAUCCCCGCGGCGGAGAGCCAGAUCGUUUAUGCCGAGCGGCCCCUCACGGACAACCACAGAUCACUGGCGUCCUAUGGCUUGAAAGAUGGAGAUGUUGUCAUCCUGAGGCAGAAGGAGAAUGCAGAACCUCGGCCUUCGGUUCAGUUCCCAAGCCUGCCCCGGAUAGACUUUAGUAGCAUAGCUGUGCCUGGCACGUCAGGCUCCAGACCACACCAGCAGCCAGCCCAGCCGCCGCGGACAUCCCCAGCAGACACAGCUUCAUCCCCGCAGGGCUUGGACAAUCCAGCAUUACUCCGAGACAUGCUGCUUGCCAAUCCCCAUGAACUCUCUCUGCUUAAGGAGCGAAACCCACCCCUGGCAGAAGCCCUGCUUAGUGGAGACCUAGAGAAAUUUACUAAGGUCCUGUUAGAACAACAGCAGGACCGAGCCCGGAGAGAGCAAGAGAGGAUCCGUCUCUUUGCAGCUGACCCCUUUGAUCUUGAAGCUCAGGCCAAGAUAGAAGAAGAUAUAAGACAACAGAACAUUGAGGAAAACAUGACAAUAGCUAUGGAAGAAGCUCCGGAGAGCUUUGGUCAAGUUGUGAUGCUCUAUAUUAACUGCAAAGUGAAUGGACACCCCGUGAAAGCAUUUGUGGAUUCAGGAGCCCAGAUGACCAUUAUGAGCCAAGCUUGUGCAGAAAGGUGUAACAUAAUGAGACUUGUGGAUCGACGAUGGGCUGGGAUUGCCAAAGGUGUUGGCACACAGAAGAUUAUUGGCAGAGUGCAUCUAGCUCAAGUUCAGAUUGAAGGGGAUUUCCUGCCAUGUUCCUUUUCUAUACUCGAGGAACAGCCAAUGGAUAUGCUACUGGGACUGGAUAUGCUCAAGCGACAUCAGUGUUCCAUUGACCUCAAGAAAAAUGUACUAGUGAUUGGCACCACAGGCACGCAAACAACCUUCCUUCCCGAGGGAGAGCUUCCAGAAUGUGCACGGUUAGCAUACGGCUCAGGGCGAGAUGACAUUCGACCAGAGGAGAUCGCAGACCAAGAACUAGCAGAAGCUCUUCAGAAGUCCGUCGAGGAUGCAGAGCGUCAGAAGCCUUGAUGCAUGUAAUGUGUGUGUACUGCAGCUGGAAUGGGCCUCAGACCAGAGAAAAGUGAUAAAGAAACUACCUCACUGGGAACAUCGUCAUUACCAGCUUGC